This is a messenger RNA of Betta splendens (Siamese fighting fish), 7581 nucleotides long. RefSeq names its product rho GTPase-activating protein 20-like. Gene Ontology annotation, molecular function: GTPase activator activity. The coding region runs from base 2691 to 5990 and encodes 1099 amino acids. Lineage: Eukaryota; Metazoa; Chordata; Actinopteri; Anabantiformes; Osphronemidae. The transcript is spliced from 16 exons. Gene Ontology annotation, biological process: signal transduction; regulation of Rho protein signal transduction. The record is from RefSeq and is a predicted model, not a curated record.
GGACAGGUAGGUAAAUGUUCUCACACACACAACACCGCUGGUAAGUAGAUCAAUUAAAUGCAUUUGUUUUGAGAUUUAGAAGUUUAGCGAAAGUGAGCUCCUCAGGGAGGUCAUCACACAGAAACACACUGAUGCGGGUAAUCAGAUGUGAACCGUUUGGAAUAAAGUAAAAAUGAGCAAAUGUUUCAUUUUAUUUAGUAUUUGUUGGUGAUAUUUUAUCUAAACUCUGCUUCAGUAUCACUUCGUACCCCAGUAUAACACAACGACAUUCUCAUAGUAACCUAAUUUUCAGUUUAAUAAAAUUUAUUACACAGAUCAAGUAUUAUUUUGACGUCAUCUCGCAUGUUUUUGCAGGUUUUCAACCUUGUUCAAAAAUGUAAUUCUUUAGUAGCAAUGACAAACAGAUAUCGUGAAUGUUUAGCUUUUUUUUUGUCUACACAUAAAACUAAUUUAUGUUUUGUUAAAUGUGGUUGCACAGGGAUCUUUAUGUUAAAUAAAGGAGUUUCUUAAAACCACUGUGCUGUUGAUGCCUCUUAUUUGACCCUCUGUUCUAACACUAUUGAUGAGUCACAGUUUGAUCUAAAAUGGGUAAAAACAUUAUUUUUAUUAUUGGCCAAUGCUUUAUGUUUUCAUUAUUGAUACAAUAUGUGAAUUAUUUACUCUUCAGCACUGAUUUUCAGUUUUGUCAAGAUAAAUGUGGCAGCACCAGGAAAUGACAAAGUGUUAAUAUUUGGCAUGAUUUUAAUAUUUAUAUGCAAACAUAAGGGAUGGUGAUUUAGGAGAUAUUAUGAAAUCCAUGAAUUUUUGAGUUUUUUUGUCAAGUCAUCUUUAUACACUAAAAACCCUGAGUCAAAACUGAUCCAGUGCAGUUUUAAUGUGGCACCUUUAGGAUUCUUUAAGAAAAGUCCAGGAGCAAAAGGUUGAAUUUACUGUAAUUGCUUAAAGGGCCCUCAUCCAGUUCUUUAUUUUUUGUCUUUGCCCAUAACAUUGGUAUACUACAGUAUAUGUGAUAGUGUUGUGUUGCUGCUGUGCCGAUUCAACGCUGGGUCAGGUUAUCCUAGGUUUAAUGGCAUAGAUAGGGUUUGCUGGUUCUUUAUUAAAACAAAAACAAAUGUUUUGUUUUGAUUAUAUACAGUGGGGGGAAAAACUUUAUAGUCACAAAUAAAUUCUUUAAAAUUCAGACAAUUUGAUUUUCUGUUUUUUUUUUUCCUCUUAUAGUUGAGGUAUACCUAUGAUGAAGGCCUCUCUCAUCUUUUUAAGUGGGAGCACUUGGUGGCUGACUAAAUCCUUUUUUGCCCCACAAAGUUUAAGUCAACUGGACUUCUUCUUUUCAGUAGAAACAUGUCACCGCCAAUCCAGGUGGCCCACCGAUGUAUAUGUCAGGAUGACUUGCAGUGUGAGAUGAUGGGGCAUCACUGUUUGACCUUUUGCUACCACUUCGACACAUUCACAGCAAACCGGUGGAAGUUUAAAGAUGGAGGAAGUGUGGGUUGGGAGCCAGCAAAGGAGGUGAUGCGCUGCUUUUCUCUGCCAUGCCCAAGGCUGUUCAUUAUCAACACGAGGGAAGGUAAUCAUUGAAGUGAUCCACUUUUAACAGGGUUGAUGGUGGCCGAUUUGGGGAAUGAAUUCUCACUGUGUCUGUCUUCACUUCCUGUCCUCGUUCUUCUUUAGCCCAGUUUGUGGCCCACUUCUGAUUCUAGAAGAACAAUCGAUUUUGGGGUAAAAGUAAUUUUAGAAUUGUGCUAAAUUCCACAGCUGCUUUGAAAAUCUUUAAUUUACAUUUCUUUCUUCUAAAACAAUGUUGAAUGUUAUGUACGUUACAACUAGAUUCCAUAUGUCACAGUUACUCUAGUCAGUGGGUCAACUGUUUUCAGAGACACAAUAAUUUGUCUUAAACUGGUGGAGAGUCAGGGCCUGCUGACCAUUAAUAUUAUAAACUUAAAGCCAGAACCAGAAAAUGUUUUUGUUUUGGUUUUAUUUUGGGUUUUUUGUGACAGUAUGUGUUAAUGUCAAUAAUAAAAUUAGUAAAUUCAUAUCUUUUCUGUCUUAAUAUUACCACAAUCUGAUUGUAGUCGUACUAAUCAUAAAAAUUAAAAGAAUAAGGUCAUGAGCAUUUGUUUAAAUAUGGCUGCUUCAUUGUGAAAUACUGGAGACCCCCUCAGGCUCCUUAAACAUUCACAAAAACCCCCAAAUGUCUCAAAAGGUUUCCUAAAGUAAAUGUUUUUCUUGCCCAAUAAUCUCACAUUUCUCAUUGUUUGCUUUGAGCUAAAUCUGAUUGUCUGCUGAAUGAAUGGAGCCAUUUGGUUAAAUAUAGUUCAGCCCUAUUUUCUGCAGGGUGCUGGCGACGCCUCCGUACAGUGCGUAAAGACGCAUUAAGAAGUGGCACAGCAGCUGAUAAUCCAGACAGGAGGUGCUUUCGGUUCGAGCACAGCCUUUCAGUGAAGAGGUAAAGAGGGAAGGAGCUGUGGGACCGGCCCCGCUUGCUGUCUCACUUGCUUCACUUGCUAAACUCUCCUCUACUUUGCUCCUCACAAACCCACUUUUGUGCCCAAGUGUUUUGAGCGACUUCCAACAAGUUUGUGUUGAGAUGGUCUCCGUCUGUCCGAGACGGAGUCUGUUAAUGGGAUUUCUCUGUGCUCUGCAUCACCCGAGGGCAGCUGGACGGUGAGCCAAGAGUGUCUGGAGGCUGGAUGGACAACAUGUCCCCACAGCAGCAGCAGGACAGCCUCGGCGGCGGCGGCGGCGGCGGGCAGCAGGACAACAAACGGCGGAUGAAGUCUCAGAGUUAUCGGCGUCAGUCUGCUCCGUCUAUGGUCAUCACCAAGGCCCUCACCAGGUCCAAGACUCUGUCCAGGGAGACGCUCUUCGUUCCAGCGAGUCCAGAGACCUGCUCAUUGGUCCAGUCGUUCCUGACCGGCUCGGACCGCUCAUUCCUCCUCCACGUUCACGCUCAGUUGAAGACGGGGAUGCAGACCCAGUACAGACACCUGUUCCUGUUCAAUGACACACUGGUGGUCGCCAAAGCCAAGUCAGCCAACCACUUCAAGCUGAAGGCCCAGGUGCGCAUGUGUGAGAUGUGGACGGCGAGCUGCAUGGAGGAGGUGUGUGAAGGAAGCACCAGCCCUGAGAGGAGCUUCGUCAUGGGCUGGCCCACCUGCAACUGUGUCGCUGUGUUCAGCUCAGUGGAACACAAGGACAAGUGGCUGUCUGUACUCAAAAGCCAGAUAAAAGAAGAGAAGGAGAAGGAAGAGCCUAAAACCAUCCCCCUCAGAGUGUAUGGGAAGGGGAUCAACACCUUUGCUGUCACCAAGACGCUUCCUGUCAGCAACUCAGACUCAACCAAUGAGGUGAUCCGACUGGCCCUGCAGCAGUUCGGCAUCAUAGGCAACGUGAAAGAUUUCCAGCUGUGGGUCAUCUCCAAGAGGGACAACACUCCAUACCCUCUAAUAGGCCACGAGUUUCCCUUCAGCAUCCAGAUGAGUCACAUGAGGCCCUCGGCGUCUCAGGGAGGCUGCAGGGACACGGCGGCCGCGGACAAGCAGAGGGCCACGCCGGUGGAGCAGCUGCAGGCGUACAAGCAGUGCCAGUUCAUCCUGAGGCCACGGCCCAAUGAGACGUUCCCGCAGCCCGUCUGUGCAGAAUUCUCCCAGAAGCCGUUCAAGCGGAGGCGGUCCCUCAUCGCCUGGGCCUUCUGGCGAGGCUCCUCCUCCCACCUGAGCGACCUCUCCCUCGCCGGCACACCUGCCGGCUGCCUGUUCGGCCAGCCGCUCAGCGCCGUUUGUGUGGAGGGUGCUCUGCCUAAAGCAGUCAUGGACAUGCUAGCGUUUCUUUACCACGAGGGUUCGUGGACGCGGGGGAUCUUCCGACGGCCGGCGGGAGCCCGCGCCGUCAGGGAGCUGCGGGACUCCCUGGACGCAGGGGACGCCCAGCUUCCUCUGUCACGCGACCACGUCUUCAUCAUAGCCGGGGUCUUUAAGGACUUCGUGCGCAGCAUCCCCGGCAGCCUGCUGUGCAGUGAGCUUCACGAGGAGUGGACAGACGUGCUGGAGGAAGGGGAUGAGGAAGAGGAGCAGGUCCAGGACGUACGCAGAAUGAUUUGUCGGUUGCCCAAGGACAACGUCCUGCUCCUGCGCUACAUUCUGGCCAUGCUGCACGGCGUCCAGGGCAACGCCCACGAGAACCAGAUGACCAGUUUCAAUCUGUCAGUGUGCAUCGCUCCCAGCAUCCUGUGGCCUCCUGGAGCUCCUGGUAGCCCCGAGGUGGAGGGCGAAGGAACCAAGAAGGUCUGUGAGCUGGUGAAGUUCAUGAUUGAACACUGUCAGCAGAUUCUUGGAGAAGAUCCCUCGUCUCUGUUUGGAGGACCACCGCAGAGACCCAACACAGAGGAGACGGCAUCAGACUCAUCAUACGACAGUCUGGAGAACGAGCUGGACAACAGCAGCGGCGGCUCCCCCAGCGUGAGCAGCCGAAGGCCCCUUUGCCCCAAACCACUUCAAACCAGCCUGGAUUCCAUCCUCACAUUAAGCGACUGCGACCAAGACGCUGACCCGGACGUGCACCACAUGCAGCCCGAGAGUCUGCGUGGUCUGAAAUCUCACCGACUUGGGAGAACCCGAGGCAGGAGGCCGAACCCUGACCCGGUGCUGGACUCUGUGUGCUUGGACGGUGGGCACACGCUGCGACGGCGCUCGGAGCCGGCGAUAGCAUACGUGGCCAAGUUUCGACCGUGUGUAGCAGCGAGAACCGAUGAUCGUACGAGUAAGGAUGAAGAAGGUGAAGGCGACUUUGCAAAGACGUCCUGCAGCUACAUCACCCAUGCACAGUCCGGGGAUCAGAGCUGGGGGCCUGGAGAGGAGUGUGGGCUGAACCUGAAUAGUGGAGGGGCAGCGGUUUUGGAAGCCAGCUCCUCCAGCCUCUCCUCCACCCCCAACUCCCCUGCACUGACCACCUCCUCCCUGGACUCCCUCAGCAGUGACCAGACCUGGGUCACCAGACGGGGAACGCACCCAACCAAAGCACAGCUGGCCUCCUCUGGAUCACUGUCCACCUCGGUCCCCUCUGCAGACCUGGGUCCGACUAAUCCUAAAAGCUCUCCACCCAGAGAACCACUCACCUGGGGAACCUUAAAAAGCUGCAGGGGCCUCCACCCGAACUCUUGGCUGAAAAAAGACCGGAGACUGUCUCUAACCCACCAAGACAACCUGGACAAAGAGGACGAGGACAAGUCAGCGGGAGGACCAGCUGACAAGUUGCUCUCACUUGGACCAGAGAAAGGAAAAGCAGGUGACAGGGGAGGAGCUCAGCUGAUGUCCAGCAGCCAGCCCAAACCCAAGCCGCCUGCCAGGCUCUGUAAGGAUGCAGCAGGAGGGGGGAAUGGAGCAGGGAGGGCUGUUCAGUGGCCUCACAAACCCCAGCAGCUUAAACAUGACUCUUCCAGCCCACCGUCCCAUCACCGCUCCACGGACAGCCUCCUGUUUCCCAGAACCCCAUGGUUCCAGGCCUCAGACUCCCCAAUGAGCGCCAGGCAGCUCAGUGCUGACGGCGGCGUCAGCAACCAGAGGGCUGCAGCUCAGAGUGAAGGCAGCGAGCCGAAGCAGUCUGGGUCCCACAAGCAGAGUGGGCCAUCGCUCUCACUGUUCAAGCAAUGCAGCGCAAAGCUCCACCAGCGCCGGGGGUCCGAACCUGCACGCCAGAUUGUGGGCCAGGCCUCCACCUUUACCCGGGCCAGGCUGCCCAGCGAUCCGGGGCUGAAGGUGUCCGAGGUGGACUCGCACGCAGGCACGGCCGAGGCGCGGUUCUGCCUGUCUCCUUGUGCCACCAAAGCAGUGAGGGAGUACUUCUCAUCCCACCCGUGCAGUAGCCCCCAGAGCAGCCAGCAGGUGGCGCUCGCCCUGGUGGAGAGUCACAGGGAAUGGCUGAAGAGAUGCAGCAACCCCUCAGCGGAGCCCGACUUCGACCAGCUCCUGUUUGCUGAAGAAUCCUACGUCUGAGAAGAUGAUGACAUGCAGCAAAACCACAUCACAUUUAAUGCAGACGUACACAACUAAACGAUAACAUCACAACCUUUUAAAAGGUUCUGUUCACAUUUCAUAGUUUUAGAAAAGUACAGCUUUCAAAGGGUUUUAAAGGUGUGAAUAGUGGUGAGCAUAAAUGUGACUAUAUGUCUGAUUAAGCCCCAAGACACUGAAUUAAACAAUUUAGUUUAAUAGUUUUAAUGACUUAAGUCAACCAAUUCAAGAUAAGUUUACCUAUGGUUGGUUACCACUAAGAGUGUGACUUUACUUUUGUUGCUCUAGCUUUGUAGAAUCAGAUUUAUUGGCUAAGUGUGUUUGCACACAAUGUAUAAUUUGAGUUUCUGUCAAAGCUGGAUUAACACUCUGUGUUGACCGAUUUUCUACCUACAUCAAGCCAAAGCUUAAACCUGCCAAUUUAAAGUACAGACCUACACCUAAACACGGCACAGCUGCAACCUCUCCGCCACACUGGACAAAGAAGAACCGGCCUAUGAGGAAGUACAGGCAACUUGAUUGAGUAGAAACACACACACAUUCCAGGAAUAUAUGUAAUUAUAGCAAAUUAUUCUUCUGUUCUAGUAUUAUUAUAGAUUAUAGUAUUCUAGUACCACUCCAUUAAUGGUAGAAAACUGGAGCUCACUCAUUGACUUGAGUUUCACAUUCCAGUCGUGCCCUGUCCAACAUGGCAGCGAUGCUGAUCCAGUGCUGUGUAGAUAAACUACCUGCUAUUGCCUUCUUCUCCUCGCGGUACUGCCCAGUCACACACUAGAGCACUGUAAAAAUGGGGUUUUGUGACUUGUUUACAUACUAAUGAAUGCAUGUCUAAACAGAUGACAAGCAGCGCUCAAAUGGAACGUUUGAGAACUCGCUGUGAUGCAACAUUUUGAGUUUUUGCAAUCAUGAGCUAAAGCGUCGUUAGGUGGUCAAGGAUUGUGCUCAAAAUCCUUAAAAACAUCAGUUAAAGAAUUCUAGAGUAACUGUGAAAUGGAUUCAUCAACCGGCACCUUCCCAUUGAGAUGAACACAGUACUGUAUGUAUCUAGGACCCGAAGCUGCAAUAACUGGUAUUUCCUGUACUCGGCCUGUAGAGUAAACACAGUGAAGGUACUCACUGUACAACUGCACCUUGCUCUACAUUAACAGUAAGACGUACUUUCUACAUAAGUGACUAUAGGUUAGGUUCACAACUACUGCUUCCUGUCGCUUUCAGCAGCUUAAUUUAACUGUUCUAAGUUACACACACUAAGUUCUAUGCUGUGAUGUCACUUCUAAGGUGAAAAAGGCUCUUUAAAACGUAGUGAACAGCUUUUCAGGUGCUUCCUCUCGUGUUCCUGUUUGUUCUGUGACAGAGUUAAACAUGAGCGGCAGCACAAGUUGCAGCUAUGAUGCUCGUUUUCCAUUGGUUGCCAAUAACAUCUGAUGUUUCUAUUAUAUGUAAAUAUGAACCCUGUGCUAUGUUUUUAAUGGUUAUUCUUACACGGCUCUAAGCAUUUUGUUAUGUGAUCAUUUUCAUACGCGUUAAUAAGCUGUUUAACUCUGCUUUUGCAAAUAAAGGAUUGAAUGUUUAA